This is a messenger RNA of Parascedosporium putredinis, 504 nucleotides long. Lineage: Eukaryota; Fungi; Ascomycota; Sordariomycetes; Microascales; Microascaceae. The record is from the annotation of a GenBank genome assembly.
AUGGCGCGCGCCUUAGUCGUUGCAGCACGAACCGUCGCUGUUGCCGCACGUAUGCUGGCCAAUAGGGCACCACCCAACCCAGCAGCGCGCCGAGAUCCCGGCAUCCUGAUCGCACUUGGCCCAGUGGAGGCCCAUCUCGGCCGCGCCAAGGAGGAACGGACGCAGUUCCAGUUGUCCCAGCGGGCUGUUCACGACGUCGUAGUGAGCAUUGCACGCCUAGCGAAGAAGGGAGAGCGCCAUAGCGCGGACGAGGACAGAAUGCUACUUACGGUUGGCCCUCAGGUCGUUGAUACACUGACGCAGGGCAUCAGCGUUGCCGAAUCCGGACGGUCAGGCCAGGUUUUGACGGCCAUGGUGCGGAAGUCACCUGCGGCAACGCUAGCAGCCUCCGCCUCGGUGAUGGAUGACCCAUCGCGAGCGACUGUGGCAGCCUGGGCGCCGGCGAGGAAGGAAAUGAUGAAGGUCUUGAUAUUCAUUGUGGAAAAGAAUGCAGCAGGUAGCUGA